AGGGACAAGAUAAGCUGUGUCCUUCCUCCCGAAAUGAUGAAAAAACCAGAACUAAUGAGGAAACGACAUGCGAGUGAACCCACCAAACCAUCUGCCGGCUCAUCAUCCUAAAAAUCUUUAGCAAUGGAAGAAAACUCGAGGACUCACAGGAGUUCUAAAAGAAACAUAAUCCUUACUAGAAAAAUACGUUGCUUUCAAGUCUACAAUUUAUAUUAACCACCAUUAAACCAUCACGUUUAGUUUCUAAUCGUGAGAUUGAGAUUUUUGUGUAAGAUAACUUGACUCAUCUACUUAUUUCAUCAACAACUAAGUCCUAAUAAACUAGAAACUUGAGC
Callorhinchus milii (elephant shark) is the source of this 335-nucleotide messenger RNA. RefSeq names its product pancreatic progenitor cell differentiation and proliferation factor b (gene ppdpfb). Lineage: Eukaryota; Metazoa; Chordata; Chondrichthyes; Chimaeriformes; Callorhinchidae. Gene Ontology annotation, biological process: multicellular organism development; cell differentiation. The record is from RefSeq and is marked provisional.